This is a messenger RNA of Arachis duranensis, 1752 nucleotides long. Its product is annotated as coumaroyl-CoA:anthocyanidin 3-O-glucoside-6''-O-coumaroyltransferase 2-like. Lineage: Eukaryota; Viridiplantae; Streptophyta; Magnoliopsida; Fabales; Fabaceae. The record is from RefSeq and is a predicted model, not a curated record. Bases 23 to 1522 code for a protein of 499 amino acids. The transcript is spliced from 2 exons.
UUUAAAUUUGAACCAAUUAAAAAUGGCACAAAUGGAAAAUUCUAGCGAUAAUAUUAAUAAGCUAGUUGAGCAUCAAUUUCAAGUUGGUGUAGUCGCAUCAAUUGAAAAUGAUGCCAAAAUCAACAAUAAGUCUUUUCCCCUCACAUUCCUUGACAUACCUUUAGCUGGUCCAAUCUAUGUCAAACGCUUAUUCUUCUACAGAUACCCUUUUUCCACCAACCAUUUUUACCAAACUACCCUUCCAUAUCUCAAGCGUUCUCUCUCACUCACCCUCCAAAGUUUCUUCCCUCUUGCCGGUAACCUCCUUUGUCCACCACCGCCACACAAGCCCUUCAUUCAAUGCACAAAUGAAGACUCCGUGGCCUUCACCGUCGUCGAGUCUUCCUUGGAUUUCAACCUUUUAGCAAGCAACAACCCGAAAAGCAUCAAUGAUUUGCGUACCUUGGCUCCCAAUCUGGUAGGCAAAGCCAUGCAUCAUGAUCAUGAUAGUGGUGACGAUGACACACUCGUGUUUCCAAUUUUGGCCUUGAAAGCCACGGUUUUCGCAAACCGUGGCGUUUGCAUUGCCAUAAAUUAUUGUCACGUCAUGGACGAUAGGUCUUGUGGUCAAUUCAUGAAAUCUUGGUCUUCUCUUUGUGGAACAAUAAUAAGAAACGGUGAAGAAGUUGAAUCAACGCUUCUAGACAAGUACCUACCACCACCGCCAUGCUUCGAUAGGGGAGUGUUGAAGGAUCCGAAGGGACUGGAGUCCAUUUUCUUGAAUGAUUAUUUCCGCGAGAGGCAAAGUUUCAAGGACAAAGUUGUUAGUCAAAGUCAAACAGGAAGUCUUCGAGCAGAAGAGGAAGAGGAGUACGUUAAAGCGACAAUCGUAUUUGGUAGAAAAGAGAUGGAGGGAAUGAAAAGGUUUGCGCUGAAUGAGUUAAAGAAAAGCAAUAGAAGCGAAGCGCCGCAAUAUUUAUCAUCUUUCGUUGUGACAUGUGCUUUUUUAUGGAGUACCCUGGUUAAAACAAAACACAGAGAUGAAGAGGAAGAAGAAGAGAAUGAUGCGAAAGAGGAUUGUAUUCGUUUCGCAGCUGAUGUUAGAGAGCGUCUAGAGUAUCCGAUUGCGGAGAAUUACUUCGGAAACUGCAUAACGAGAUGCCAUGCAAGGCUGAAGAGGAAGGAGCUGAAAGGGGAAGGUGGGUUUGUGAAUGCGGCAAGGGUUAUUGACAAGGCUGUAAACGACAUGAAGGAGGAGCCGUUUAGGGGUGCGGAGAAUUGGAAGUCAACGUUUAUCAAGUUGUUUGUGUUGGGGAAUAGUGGGUUGCUUGUGGCUGGGUCCCACAAGUUCGGUGUGUAUGACACUGAUUUUGGGUUUGGAAGGCCUGUUAAAGUGGAAAUGCUGCAUUCCUUCAGAGUUAUGUCAAUUGCGGACACUGGUGACACUGAAAAAGGAGGGAUUGAGUUUGGGAUGGUGUUUACAAAAGCUGAAUUUCAGUGUUUUCAACAUAAGCUUCAACAAGGACUUCAAGUCUUUGCUUAAAGACAAGCUAAUUAGUUAAAGAUGAUUAUUAAAAAGGAAAAGUUUAGAGAUUUAGGAUUUAGGAUUUAGGGUUUAGAGUUGCUCUAUUAAAAAUUUAACUGAAAUAAUUCAAUAUAAAAAAGAAUAAUAAAAUGAAGAAAGCUGUAGUGGGCCAGCACAUAUCUAGCUUUUAUUUUUUGGGUCAUUGCUUGAAAGCCCAAUUGAUCAAAUAAAACUGUUAUUUUGAGCAA